AUGGGAGUUUCCGCGGCCUUGGUGUCGAUCCGAUCCUGCCAUGGCCACGUUUGUUUUUGGGGUCAUGAUGCUAGGAGCAAGAGGACAGGAACUAAGUUCAUGGCCGUACAGCCAGUACUUGCCUCUUCUGUGCCUUUGGGUCGAUGGUGUGUGCAAAAGAGGCCAGCAGAGCGAGCCUGUCAGCCACUGUGCUGUGCUACCAACCAGUACCGCGGAGUUUACUGGUUGCCGCGAAUCCAGAAGUUUUCGGUUAAGGUGGGGAUCAAAGGCAACGUGCACUAUGCCGGCGUCUUUGCGAAUGCGACUGAGGGAGCCUAUGCCUUUGAUGAAACGUUGCGCGCGAACUGUAGAGAUCCCAUCCGCUUGAAGCAAUCCUUGAACUUUCCGACGGAGCAAGAGGCAUCGUACGAAGAAAGCUUGUCGGACCGGCGUUCGCGGUGCCUGAAACAGUAUUCGAACUCUGCUAAGGGUGUGGAGUCACUCCUACGUUUCCAGCAUCGCUUCUCGAAAUCUCCACAGGCGUCAGAGUUUGAGAUUGUUAACAUCCCCUCCCAGUCGCGAGUUGACGCGGUGUUGCAGGCCCGGGGGUCGAAGAGUGGAGGCUUGGCCCUUCAGCUCAAGUCCUCGACCUGCCACAACAGGCAGAGUUCUGAAUUGUAUGUUUUUGGAAAUACACAGGGCUACAACGGCAUGCUGCUGGUUCUGAUCGCUCUGGACCGUGACAUCGUUUGGAUGGUUCCCGGAAGCGAGGUGUCACAGAGAACUCUGCAGAUCCGUGUCGGCUCGCAACGGGACAAGGCAUGGCGAGUGAGCCACAUAGGGAUUGUGCUGCAGCAGUACUUCACGGCUGGCAGAGUGUCACACAUGGCAUUGCAGGAUGCGCUCCUGCAAUGUGGUGAUAAUCACAUUACGGAAGAACAUUCUCAUGCCCAGCUUGUUUCGGCAUUUGCAUCAGUGCAGCAUCGGCUUCAUCGACCGAUUAGCUUGACAGCUGUUGUGGAUUCCGUGCUCAGCGGGCAAGGUCAUCAGUGGCGCAUCCAGGAGAAGGCAGCGCAUCUGUCCGCGGAUGGUAAAUACUGGGCAGGCCUCAGGAAGCGUGGCGGCUGCCUGGGCCCGCUUGCCUAUGCCAAGACAGACUUUGACAUCCUCAUAGUCUCGCUUCUGGACGGUUCAGAUCGUUUGACGGGAUUCUUUCUUUUAUCGAGCGUUGUUCUGGCCCGACGCAGGCUGAUAGGGCACAGAGGGCUGCGUCUGAGACUUUACCCUCCAUGGGCACAGCCAAAAUUCCCAGCGGUGGCAAGGAAACAUAGCUGGCAGUCAGAUCACUUCGUGGAUCUGCGGAGUUGGAACGGAAAAGGCAGCGAUCUGGAUCCUGGCACCAAAGCUAACUUGACCGAGCUGCUUGAAAAGCUCGACGAGCCUGCUGGGCAGAAAGGCAGCUGUCAAAGAGGAAGAGAUGAUGACGAUAUUGUAUAA
Symbiodinium sp. CCMP2592 is the source of this 1476-nucleotide messenger RNA. The record is from the annotation of a GenBank genome assembly. Lineage: Eukaryota; Dinophyceae; Suessiales; Symbiodiniaceae.